UAAAAGUUCAAAGUCAUCAAGAAUAAAAGAGACCAAAGCACAUUGAGCCAAAUUUAAGACGACUCAGCUUUAAAUCGCCAAGUCGUUGGAUGGAGUUCAAGGAGUUGGGGCUUGCUAACUAGCUACAAGAGAUGCAAGGAAAAGCUGCUUCUCUCUUGCUGUAGGAAUCUCAGGCUGAGCCAAGAACGAGAGGAGCCGCCUGAUACGAAGUAUGUCUCAGGAAGGCAGUUACGGGAGGUGGACCAUAUCCAGCAGUGAUGAAAGUGAAGAUGAAAAGCCCAAACCUGACAAGCCAUCGACUUCUUCUGUCCCCCAGGCUGAGCAGGGAGCAGGCAAAGAGCCCACAUACACCUGUUCUGAGGCUCGCAGAGCCGCACACAAGAGGCAGAUGUCACCUGUGAAAUUCAGCAACACAGAGUCAGGGCUGCCCAAGAAACAGAAGACUGGUUCCCAGGAAGAACUUGGCUGGUGCCUGUCCAGCAGCGAUGAUGAGCUGCUGCCAGAGACUCGGCAGGAGGGGCCUGAACGUGUGGUGGUCAAAGAGGAAAAGGUGGUCUCCUUGCCCGACACGAGUAGUACCCAGAGAGCUGCAGAUUGUGACCCUCCUGCCAGACACAGGCUGCAGGAGGAAGAUGAGUAUGAGACCUCAGGGGAAGGCCAGGAUGUCUGGGACAUGCUGGAUAAAGGGAACCCAUUCCAGUUUUACCUCACUAGAGUCUCAGGGAUUAAGGCAAAGUAUAACUCCAAAGCCCUCCACAUCAAAGAUAUCUUAUCUCCUCUGUUUGGGACACUUGUUUCUUCAGCCCAGUUCAACUACUGCUUUGACGUGGACUGGCUUAUAAAACAGUAUCCACCAGAGUUCAGGAAGAAGCCAAUCCUGCUUGUGCAUGGCGAUAAGCGAGAGGCUAAGGCUCACUUGCAUGCCCAGGCAAAGCCCUAUGAAAACAUUUCCCUCUGUCAGGCCAAGUUGGAUAUUGCGUUUGGAACACACCACACGAAAAUGAUGCUCCUGCUGUAUGAGGAAGGCCUCCGAGUAGUCGUACACACAUCCAACCUCAUCCACGAAGACUGGCACCAGAAAACCCAAGGAAUAUGGUUGAGCCCCCUGUAUCCACGAAUUGACCAUGGAACCCACAAAUCUGGAGAGUCAAAAACACAUUUUAAAGCUGAUCUCAUCAGUUACUUGAUGGCGUAUAAUGUUCCUUCUCUCCAGGAAUGGAUAGAGACCAUCCGAGCACAUGACCUCUCUGAAACAAAUGUUUACCUUGUUGGCUCAACCCCAGGACGCUUUCAAGGAAGUCACAAAGAUAACUGGGGACAUUUCAGGCUUAGGAAGCUUCUGAGGGAAUGUGCUCCGUCUGUGCCUCAAGCCGAGGGCUGGCCUAUAGUGGGUCAGUUUUCAAGCAUUGGUUCGCUGGGGGCCGAUGAAUCAAAAUGGCUGUGCUCUGAGUUUAAAGGGAGCUUGCUGGGGCAGGGCGAGGAAGGCAAGACUCCAGGAAAGACUGCCGCUCCUCUUCAUCUGAUCUAUCCUUCUGUGGAAAAUGUGCGGACCAGCUUAGAAGGAUAUCCUGCUGGGGGCUCCCUUCCCUAUGGCAUCCAGACAGCUGAAAAACAGACUUGGCUACAUUCCUACUUUCACAAGUGGUCAGCUGAGACAUCUGGCCGCAGCAAUGCCAUGCCACAUAUUAAGACAUAUAUGAGGCCCUCUCCAGACUUCAGUAAAAUUGCCUGGUUCCUCGUCACAAGCGCAAAUCUGUCCAAGGCCGCCUGGGGAGCGCUGGAGAAGAACGGCACCCAGCUGAUGAUCCGCUCCUAUGAGCUCGGCGUCCUCUUCCUCCCCUCAGCAUUUGGCCUAGACAUCUUCAAGGUGAAGCAGAAAUUCUUCUCUGGCAGCCAGGGGCCCACAGCCUCCUUUCCCGUGCCGUAUGACCUGCCUCCAGAGCUCUAUGGGAAUAAAGAUCGACCCUGGAUUUGGAACAUUCCUUAUGUCAGAGCACCAGAUACACAUGGGAACAUGUGGGUACCUUCCUAAGACUUCAAGUGCUGUGAAAGUUGCGUGUGAGACACUGAGCCCCAAACACUGACUGUUCUUGUCUAUACUGUACCAGCUCUUACAGUCUUUUUUUCACCCCUGCACAACUCCCAUCAGUGGUCACUUCUGUGAAUGUUGACCACUGAUGGUCAUUGUCAACAUUCUCACCAAAAUAAGAAGUGUUAUUUUCUUAAUUCACUUUUUUAUGCUCUUGAAAGUAAGUUAUUAAACAUCAUAACGUUAA
Molecule: messenger RNA, 2276 nt
Organism: Jaculus jaculus (lesser Egyptian jerboa)
Lineage: Eukaryota; Metazoa; Chordata; Mammalia; Rodentia; Dipodidae
Gene: Tdp1
Product: tyrosyl-DNA phosphodiesterase 1
Exons: 17
Coding region: 212-2032 (606 amino acids)
Biological process (GO): single strand break repair; double-strand break repair
Cellular component (GO): nucleus
Molecular function (GO): double-stranded DNA binding; 3'-tyrosyl-DNA phosphodiesterase activity; single-stranded DNA binding
Source: RefSeq, a predicted model, not a curated record